AUGUUCUCAAAGGCAGAAGUAGUAAUAGUUCUAACUGGUACGAACCAUUUUAGACCAAACGAAAUUGUGAAAGGUGAGGUAGUGGUGACAGCUAAGAAGGACUUCUUUCUUGACGUAUUGGAAUGUGUGUUUCGUGGUGAAUUGGAGAUUUUUAUGAAACGUUAUGUAGAAAAGAGGCAGGGACUAAAUAAUAGGAGAUACACUGAAACUUACUGUGACAACCAUCUUUUGAUAAAUAAUUAUGUGGAUUUGGGAGUAGGAUCUGAUGGCGUGAUGAUGAAUAAGGGGGAUUCAAAGAGCUUUAAAUUCGAGUUCAUUUUUCCCGAGUUUGCUACUUGUAGAAGUUGUGGAAGAGGUACUAGAUUACCGUCUACUAAUUUUAGUACGUUUGGCAGUGUGGAUAAUGUAAUUAGUACAUUUGGCAGUCUGGAUAGUGUAGAAUGCCGAGUAUCUGUCGCAUAUACGCUAAAUGCCUCUGCAGAGCCGGACUCAACUUUUGGAAAAUCGAGAGGAAGAGCACUUUUAAUUUUUACUCAGACCGGGGAUAAGAAAUUAAUGCUAUACUCGGAUAAUGCCCUGUCUUAUAGUAAUGUGCAAUUAUGGAAAGGUAAAAUUAAAAAGUUUGUUGAUCUGAACUACGAAGAGUAUGGGGAGGAGAAUGUUGCUACUGAAGGAGUUGAGUGUAUUAGGAAUCCUCUUGAUGAAGCUCACAAUCAUAGUAGGUCUGUAAGGAAACUCUUCAAUGGUAGCUACAAGAAGGAGAAUUAUAGUAAGCUAGUUGGAGAUGUCCGUUUGGAACUUGAACUUUUUGUAAAGAAUAGGGUAAUUUAUGCUUCCCAAGAUGUUCGAGAUUGUUUUUUUAUAGUAAUUCGAACAAGGAUACCCCAUCUACAGCCGAACUACUUACUUUACUCUAAAAAAUCCUCUCAGUUAGGUCUUUUUUCAAUAAGAUCGGCCACAAUAGCACUUAUCAGAAAGUACACCGUGACAGCUGAGGACAUGAGAAGGACUUUUGAAGAAAGGACAAAUAUUAUCAUGAAAAGAUACGGACACGAGCUUACGUUUGACAUAGUUGACUUUACACCUAACUACCAAGAUCCUACCUUAUUGGAAUGGGCGAUACCAUUGAAAGAAAUAUUAUUUCCUGAGAAUGUUUUGAUCACAUCUAACAUAUCUAACUACAGGCCAAACUACUUGAGUGGUUGCAGUUUACUAGACAUAACUCACCUAUUAAGUGUAACUUUGAGUGUGUCUGAAGAUUUUGAGGACACUCCAAAAUCAAUUGAGUUCGUAUAUGCUGUUAAAUUGAUGUAA
Molecule: messenger RNA, 1314 nt
Organism: Dujonia railenensis
Lineage: Eukaryota; Fungi; Ascomycota; Pichiomycetes; Serinales; Debaryomycetaceae
Source: the annotation of a GenBank genome assembly